AUGAGUAGAAAAGUCGCAGCAAGAUUUGGUCGAAGAGGCGGCUCUGUUGAUGGAAAAGCUAAAGACAAUUACAGAAUAAAAUUUGACCUAUCUACAGAUUUGUCGCCUCUCUUUAAUUGGAACACAAAGCAGGUGUUCGUAUAUCUAACUGCUGAAUACGAUGGGAAACGAGAAGAUAUUAACAAUAGGGUUACCUUUUGGGACUCGAUUAUUAAAUCCAAAGAGGACGCAGUUCUGGACCUGAAAAAUGUUCGAGGUUCAUAUAGUGUUUAUGACGUCGGCAGUUCCCUUGAAAACAAGAAUGCCACUAUUCGUUUAGAAUGGAACGUUCAGCCCCAUGUGGGAUUUUUGAUAUUUGGGGAGACUGUUGCAACUGAAGAUGGCAGUUUUAUUUUCCCUGCUUUAACGUGA
Molecule: messenger RNA, 411 nt
Organism: Sugiyamaella lignohabitans
Lineage: Eukaryota; Fungi; Ascomycota; Dipodascomycetes; Dipodascales; Trichomonascaceae
Gene: SPC3
Product: Spc3p
Exons: 1
Coding region: 1-411 (136 amino acids)
Biological process (GO): protein targeting to ER
Cellular component (GO): signal peptidase complex; membrane
Source: RefSeq, a predicted model, not a curated record